Molecule: messenger RNA, 1752 nt
Organism: Talaromyces marneffei
Lineage: Eukaryota; Fungi; Ascomycota; Eurotiomycetes; Eurotiales; Trichocomaceae
Exons: 5
Coding region: 1-1752 (583 amino acids)
Biological process (GO): methionyl-tRNA aminoacylation
Molecular function (GO): methionine-tRNA ligase activity; ATP binding
Source: RefSeq, a predicted model, not a curated record
AUGGCGACACUAUCGAGGUCGUAUCGGUGUCUGGUGACUGCGCGUCCAAUAUUCGCCAGACAUGUAUUCGCAUCUUCUCUUUCGUAUUCGUUGAAGAGUCGACAUUCGAUUCCGCGUCAGUGUCAUGCGGCAGGGUAUGCGACAGAAGCUGAAAGUCCUAAGAAACCAUUCUAUGUGACGACGCCAAUUUUCUAUGUCAAUGCUGCCCCCCAUGUCGGUCAUCUAUAUUCCAUGGUCCUCGGCGACGUUAUCAAACGAUGGCAACAACUAAAAGGCAAUACCAACGCCAUUUUCCUCACCGGUACAGACGAGCAUGGAAUUAAAAUACAACAGGCCGCCCAAGAGGCUGGGAUGGAUACACAAUCAUUCUGCGAUAUGAACUGCAAGACAUUCAAGGACCUGGCAAGAGCGGCAAAGAUUAGCAAUGACCAUUUCAUACGGACUACGGACGAAGCGCACAAGGACGCCGUACGGUACUUCUGGGAGUCAUUACAGCAUCGGGGUUAUAUAUACACAAAGAAGCAUGAAGGCUGGUACUCUGUGAGCGAUGAAGCGUUCUAUCCGCAGUCACAGGUGGAGCCCUCUUUAGAUCCAGCGACGGGCAGGAAACGCAUGAUUUCCACUGAGACUGGUAAAGAAGUCGAGUGGUCGUCAGAGAUCAACUAUCACUUUCGUCUAUCCGCCUUCAAAGACCGACUUCUUGAGUUCUACGAGCAAAAUCCAAAGUUCAUCUUAGCAAAGAAUCAUAUGAGGCAUUUAAAAAAAACGGUUGAGGCUGAUUUACAGGAUCUAUCAAUUUCUAGACCUGUCGAGCGUCUGACCUGGGGCGUCAGAGUGCCUGGAGACGAUUCCCAGACCAUAUAUGUCUGGUUGGAUGCACUCAUCAAUUACCUGACCAAAGCCGGCUAUCCAUUCACUCCAGGAAAGGAGUCCGAUUUAGGCUGGCCAGCUGAUCUUCACAUCGUUGGAAAGGAUAUCGUUCGCUUCCACUGCAUAUACUGGCCUGCAUUCCUCAUGGCCCUCGACUUGCCUCUUCCGCGACACGUCCUCGUCCAUGGCCACUGGACAAUGAACAAAGCCAAAAUGUCCAAAUCCACAGGCAACGUUGUCAAUCCAUUUUUCGCCAUUGAUCGGUUCUCGGUCGAUGUUAUGCGAUUUUUCCUCACUCUUCGCGGCCCACUGAUUGACGAUUCGAACUAUGAGAACAACAAUAUUGUCAAUGACUAUAAGAAAUAUUUACAGUACGGAGUGGGCAACGUGUACCAACGCCUGAUGGGAGUCGCUAGAUUGAAAUUGCGUCCAAGUAUAGACGCAGCAAAGUCUGGCUUCUCGACUGAAGCGAACGAGAAUGACAUGGAAUUUGAGAAAUACCUUCAAGAAUUGCCGGCAAUCGUGGACAGGUUUAUGGAAGCUUUCAACUCCAAAGCUGCUCUUCGCGAGCUUGUAGACGGAGCCAUGAAGGCACAAAAUUACUUCCACCGCUCCGCCCCCUGGGAACACAAAGACGACCUCACCCGCUGCGCUCGCGUCUUGUACAACGUAAGCGAAUUCCUGCGCAUCUCUGGCAUCCUGCUCCAGCCAUUCAUGCCGCAAAAGAGUUCGGAACUUCUGGACCGGAUAGGCGUUAGUCGAGAUCUGUCUGCACGAGGGUUUGCGGCUGCAAAGUAUGGGGCAGAUUAUGAGUAUGGACUAGUCGAGAAUCCAGCUGAGAAGCGUCAAUUUCUUUUCCCGCCGCUUAUGGUUGAGGAUUAG